This is a messenger RNA of Monopterus albus (swamp eel), 2298 nucleotides long. RefSeq names its product SAS-6 centriolar assembly protein (gene sass6). NCBI's taxonomy places the organism in Eukaryota, Metazoa, Chordata, Actinopteri, Synbranchiformes, Synbranchidae. The coding region runs from base 235 to 2007 and encodes 590 amino acids. The transcript is spliced from 16 exons. The record is from RefSeq and is a predicted model, not a curated record. Gene Ontology annotation, biological process: spermatogenesis; centriole replication. Gene Ontology annotation, cellular component: centriole; centrosome.
CCUUAUGCUGUUUGCCAACCGCAGUCAUCACGAAGACGAAAACGUGUUCCGUUUCCAGGGCAGCUUGGUUGGCGGCUGAAGAGCGCCAAUUCAAAAACACAGAGGGAAUAACAAUAGAAAUCUGAUGUGUCCGUGUGAUGGAAGCUAGCGCCUUUCACAGUUAGCAACUUCUCCUCACAUUUGUGCUUUUAAUGUUAACAUGUCAGUUGACUAAGUUAACAGAGCAAAAAAACGAUGGAAGAACUGUUUAGCAAAGUGUUACAAGUGAACGUAAGAUGCAGGGACUGUGAGGAAAGGAAAGCAAAUAUUCGUGUCAGCAUUGAGCUUCAGUUGACAACAAGUCCAGUACACAAAAGGGAUCUUCUAGUAAGGCUAACAGAUGACACAGAUCCACAUUUUCUGUUUAACCUUUCUAUAUCAGAAGAAGAUUUCCAAAGUUUGAAGGUCCAGCAGGGGCUUUUGAUAGACUUUGCAUCAUUUCCUCAGAAGUUUAUUGACCUGCUUAAUCUGUGCUCAUCUGAACAAGAGUCAGACCAUCCAAGGUUUCUCCUGCAGUUGUUGUGUCAGUCUCCAGUGCUUGAAGGCCCUGCUAACCUCAGCGUUGUAGAGACGAAUGCAUUCAAACACCUCAACCACUUGUCUUUACGGCUUACUCAAGGCUCCGAUAAAGAUGUUAAAGAAUAUCUGGCUGUGCGUCUCUCAUCUCUGAAGGCGGAGAAGCAGGCCCUAGAGAUGAAGCUUAAGAAGACAGAAGAUGAUCUGUCCAAGCAGCUGUUUUAUGCUCAACAGACACUGUCUGAGAAGACUAAAGAAUUGGAGAAACUGCGUUCAGAGUGGACGAGUCAGACCAGCUCUUUGUCCAGCCGUCAUUCUCAGGAGUUACAGUCAGAGAGAGAGAAAGCUAUGGAGUUCCAGAGCAGGCUUCAGCAGCAGACUGAGCAGCUUCGUCAGGAGUUGGAGAGUGCUCAUCAGAAGAGCAGCCAGCAGCUUCACAGCAGACUGACAGAGCUGGAGGCCUCUUGUAGAGAGCUGACAGAGAGGAAAUAUAAGAACGAGUCUGUAAUCAGAGACCUGAAGAUUAAACUAUUGGGUGUAGAAGAGGACUGCCAGCGUUUGAAGCAGCAGGUCCUGUCUCUGAGAAGGGAGAACAGCACUUUGGACACAGAGGUCCAUGAGAAGGAACGGUUGGUGAACCAGCUGCAAAUGAGAGUGGCUGUUCUCGAACAGGAGGUCAAAGAUAAGGAGCAGCUCAUGCGCCGCACAAAAGAGGUGCUGGAAGCCACUCAACAGCAGAAGGAAUCAGUGGAAGAAAAUGCAGAAAGUAAAGAACUACAAAUCAAGAAACUUGAAGCAACAGUGAAAUCACUUUCUGAGGAGCUGAUAAAGGCUAAUGACAUCAUUAAGAAGCUACAGGGAGAGAUUCGAGGUUUAGUUGCAAAAAUAAAAGUCAAAAACUCUGUGACAGUGUCACAGGAGAAGAUCCUCCAGGACACAUCAGAAAAACUUAAGAAUGCUGAAAAGGAUCUGCAGAGCACUCAGCAGCAUCUCAUCACCAAGGAUGAGCAGGUUUCCAAACUGAAGGAGCAGUUGGAGACAACACUACAGAAGCUAAAUGAAAGCAAAGAAGUGUUAAAAACCAAUGAGAAUGUUAUAAACUGGCUUAACAAGCAGCUAAAUGAAAAGCAGCUGUCCAGAAAGCCACAGCCCCUUGAACCCUUGGACAACCCUUCGGCUGUAUGCACCACAUCUGGACUGAGGGCACAGUUCUAUACUCCGACAGGCGCACUCGCUGCAUCUCCUGGAGCAGGUGCUGAUGUCUUGCCUCCUGAGCAGCGAGCAGUGCAACCAGCCAACAGACGCAUCGGUGACUCUGCGGGUCUGGAUUCUAAGUAUUUUGAAAGACGAGAUGACAGCAUCCCGCUUUAUGGUCUGUCGUCUAAUUUAUUUCACAAAGAGUUCCCACAGCGAACAAAGCCUGCUGUAGCUUCUGCUUACUUCUCUGCAUAAAGUGGAAACUGCUAGGAUAAUGAUAAGCUUCAGAAUGGUUUUCAUUUCAGCUCCAGGUGGAAGUAAAACCAUCAACACCUCACUGUUUGGUUAAUGUCUUCAUUACUUAUUAUUACUGGGCUGCUGCUUUCUAUACAUUUGUUUUGUUCACAUUUUAAUUAUUUAUGUGUUAAUGGAUUAUCUUUGAAUUUGUGGUCCAAGUAAAUGUUCUUAAAACCUUCUCUAUGGUAGAUUCCUGUGAUCAUGGAGAAUAUAUUGUCCUCAAAUUAAACAUUUUUCUAUUUUACCUAA